Zea mays is the source of this 697-nucleotide messenger RNA. RefSeq lists its product as uncharacterized. The coding region runs from base 16 to 372 and encodes 118 amino acids. Lineage: Eukaryota; Viridiplantae; Streptophyta; Magnoliopsida; Poales; Poaceae. The transcript is spliced from 3 exons. The record is from RefSeq and is a predicted model, not a curated record.
CAUGUACUAAAACUGAUGAAUAAUAGCUUCGACUAUAAUAUCUGUAACUCAUCCUUUUCUUUUUUGAAGGUUCGCACUAUUAAAGUGGAAAAGAGGAUCAAUGAGAUUGUGAACCGCUUGAAUAAGACAAAGGUGGAACGGAAACCUGAUUUAAAGGCUGAAAGAGAGGCUAUUAGUGCUGCUGAAAAGGCAGAAAGAAAGGCACAGCUUAGAGACAAGAAACGUAGGGAAGAGAUGGAGAGGCUUGACAAAGAGAAGCAGGCUGAUAUCAGGAGCUACAAGGGUCUAAUGGUCCAAGAGAAGAUGACUUCCAACAAACAAAUCGCUUCUGGCAGCAAGACCCUGCAGGAACUUGAAGAAGACUUCAUGUGAGGGGUGGACAUUAUAAAUGCCAUGCUGAAGAUUUCCUUGAACUGUUUCUGUCGAAGACAGAAGGGGUACCACAGGCUUGUGAGAUACUGGAUCUAAAUGACUCAUGGGCAGGCCAUGGUCUGUUAUUAUCUCCUCUUGCUGUUGUGGUCUAUGUAAACCUUGUUUACUUGCUGAAAAAACAACGGUUCAUGCUCCGUGUGUUCAAAUAAUAUUGUAGUGUUAAGUAACUGCUCCGUGUUGAUGAUUUGCUGGUGUUUCGUGAUUGCUGCAGACAUAGAAAUCGUAUAUAGUUCAAAUGAUUUGAAUUGAAUCAUUUUUAUUUUUA